UCUGGACUGAAGGUGUUUUUCUCCCCCUUGUAAUCAGUUUGCCUCUUCUUCGUCUUCUUCUUUCUGUAUACUUGUUUUGGAUUCCGAAAUAGCCCUUGGAAAUGGCAGCAAUUUACAGUCUCUACAUCAUCAACAAAUCAGGCGGCUUGAUCUACUACAAGGAUUACGGGUCGGCGGGAAGGAUGGACACUAACGAUACCUUGAGGGUUGCGAGCUUGUGGCACUCGAUGCACGCCAUUUCUCAGCAGCUGUCGCCGGUAUCGGGCUGUUUCGGAAUCGAACUCCUCCAAGCUGACACUUUCGAUCUUAAUUGCUUCCAAUCACUCACUGGGACAAAAUUCUUUGUUGUCUCUGAGCCUGGGACACAGCACAUGGAAGGUCUCUUGAAACAUAUCUAUGAGCUGUACACAGAUUACGUCUUGAAGAAUCCCUUCUACGAGAUGGAGAUGCCUAUACGAUGCGAGCUCUUUGAUAUCAACUUAACACAGGCAGUACAGAAGGAUCGUGUUGCAUUGUUGGCCCGAUAAUUUGCCUUUGAAUUUGUUCCUGUGUGGCUGUUGGCCCGAUGAUGUGCCUGAGAACUUGUAUGGUAUCUGUAGUUUGCAAUCAAUGUGUUUUGUACGGUUUGAGCUCACCUCGACUUUGGUGUGCGUAAUCAAUCAGAUAUAAGCAUCGACUAACUCAACAUUCA
Messenger RNA from Pyrus x bretschneideri (Chinese white pear), 691 nucleotides. RefSeq names its product trafficking protein particle complex subunit 4. The coding region runs from base 102 to 527 and encodes 141 amino acids. Lineage: Eukaryota; Viridiplantae; Streptophyta; Magnoliopsida; Rosales; Rosaceae. The transcript has 3 exons. The record is from RefSeq and is a predicted model, not a curated record. Gene Ontology annotation, cellular component: TRAPP complex. Gene Ontology annotation, biological process: endoplasmic reticulum to Golgi vesicle-mediated transport.